Myotis davidii is the source of this 3704-nucleotide messenger RNA. It is a transcript of the gene SPATC1, whose product is annotated as spermatogenesis and centriole associated 1. NCBI's taxonomy places the organism in Eukaryota, Metazoa, Chordata, Mammalia, Chiroptera, Vespertilionidae. The coding region runs from base 1466 to 3001 and encodes 511 amino acids. The record is from RefSeq and is a predicted model, not a curated record. The transcript is spliced from 5 exons.
AGAAUCCCUUCUUCCCUGAAACCCUCAGCGUGCUGCAGGUCAGGCCUGUGACUGGCUGGCUGAAGCCCACCCAGGUGAGCGUCGUCCUCUUUAAAGCCACGACUGUCGAUGUCAAUCACAUCUACAAAAUUCCUCACACCGACACCUGGGCUCCACGGCCCAGCCCAACUGACCCAUAAAAUGGAACCAUCACAGCUGGUGAAGACAGCGUCAGCCCACGGAGAGGCCAACAGGGGGCAAGACUAGAGGGAGGAGAGGACUGAGGCUAAAUAGGAAGCCGACCUCACCUGCUGGAGGAAGCCCAGCCGAGAUGUUCUACAAAGAGCAGAGGCCUUCUCCGCUGAAGGGAGCUAGGCACUGGUUCCCAGGGCCACAGCGAUUCAGCGGGGAUUAUAGUCCAGGGUGUCGGAGGAGGGUGGGGGCAAGCCCCCCGCCCCCAUUGUGAGGUCCAGGUAGAAUGCUCAGCUCAGACUGACCCCAGUCCUGGCUGACCUCCAACCUUGUCCUUGUCCCCAGCCUCCCACUAGGAGUGUGCCUCUGGCUUAAACCUGGACUUCACCAUCCUCUUCUGUUGGAGAGCAGACGCCCGCAGAGCCCAUGGAGAUCCUGAAGACAGGGCCUCGCCUGACUCCCAAGGUCAGGCCCACAGAGUUGUCUGUGUAGGUAGCACUUAAAAAAUGAAGCGCAACCAGGACUCAGAGGUCUGACUUCUUGGAACCUACGAGGAGUGUGGUUGGGUUCGUGAAGGACCACCAUCAGGAAAAUCCAAGGAGCCAGGGAACGGAGGUGUGGGUGCAGAGAGGGCCCCGCGGGGCAUCUGGAAGAGGGGAGCUCGAGUUGCCAGAAAUGGAAACUCCAAGUUACAGGGAGCCAGAUGCCUGGACAAGGAAGCCCUGGGCUGGCAGUCAGAGACGGACUCUGAACACUGGGGUCAGGAGGAGGCAUGGUCCUGUGUCCAGGUGUCCAUAGAAUGUUCCCAGGUGAAGGCUGACAGUUAACACCUGGGUGUGCCCAAGAUCAGAAGGAAAGGCACCCUGGCCAGGAGGGAGGGUGAUGAGUUUCCAUUCAAUAGAAAUCCACUGGUUACCUACCUACACUGCACCAGGCCCUUUGCUGAAUUCUGGGGAGUCCCACAUCCCUGCCUUCAGCAUCCAGAGAGUAAAAACAGCCUUAAAGAGCUAACCAGACAGAGCCAGGCAAGCGUUCCGACACGGAACACACCUCGGAGGAAUCGCUGCCUGGAGGCCAGUGAUUAGCUUGCCAUGGGUGCGAGGAAGCUUCACAGAGGGGCCACCAUGAGAGUGAAGUUGUCUGGACAGCCUCUGACCUCACAAUACCCACUGGGCCAGCCUUGCAACUUGCAAACUCUGGCGCCCUCCUCCAGCCCGGGCAAGGCCCGGGGCCCUGGGCAGCCUCCAGGUGCAGUGCCCUCCGGUGGGCCGCGCCCUUCCCGCUGCCCUGGGGCAUGUCUCUACUCACCAAUUAUGAGGGGCUUCGGCAUCAGAUCGAGAGGCUAGUGCGGGAAAACGAGGAACUGAAGAAGCUGGUGCGGCUCAUUCGUGAGAAUCACGAGCUUAAGUCGGCCAUCAAGACGCAAGCAGGUGCCCUGGGCCGCAGCGGGUUAAGCAGUGGGCUUGGUGAGGCAUCAACUGGACCUUCUCAACGCCAGGGUGUCUUCCUGUCCCCGGCCCCAGCCGCAGCCAAUGAACCUGCCCUGGACGAAGCGGGGCUGGCGGGGCUGGCGCCCAUGGCCGACAUGCUAAACAGCCCGCAGCCCAGCCCCAUCAGCAUGCUGCUGUCCUCCCUAGGGCCCAUGUCGCAGAACAGCGCGCUCUACAGCCUCCUGGCCAACCCCAUGGCAACGUCCAUGCCGAGCGCCAUGGCCAGCUCUCUGGGCCUGCCCUCCACCGGCUCCCUGACUCCGCACGGCCACCUGAGCGGCUCCAUGAGGGCGUCCCCAGCGGCCACUCUGACCAGCAGCCUGGGCCUGCCUUCCACCGGCUCCCUGACGCCAAGCAGCCCCCUGGUGGGCCCCCUGUUCACCUCCACGACUGCCCCUCCAGGUGUUUCUCAGAACCUGGCCAACCCUGCGACCAAUGUGGAGGCCCCCCGGGUGCGGCUGGCAGAGUCCCCCCAAGGACCCGCUUCUGGACCCCACCCCUCAGCUGGCGCUGCGGGGCCUGCUGCCACCCGAAAAAUCCCCCUCUCCACCGAGCACCCCCUGCCGACCCAGGACCCCGAGCCCUUCAGCAUGACGUUCGUGGGUGGGCCCAUCCAGACCUCCACCCCUGUCGGCGCCGUGGGCACACCGGGCUCCGCGAACGCCUUCUCCUUCAGCACCUCAGAGGCCCAGACUCGGAAGCUGGCCCACCGCAAGACCAGCAAGUUCCCCGAGAGCCCUCGAGGUCGGUGCUGUCCCGGGGCUAACACCUGUCUGGGGGCUCCUGGCCGCCCUCGGAGACCCCCCCGGGCACCUGCCUGGGCUAUAGACCACGCCACUGCCCACCCCCUCCACCCCUUGCCGUCCCCAGAGCCCAAGCAGCUGGCCUUGGAGAGGUUGGUGGGGGAGAUCGCGUUCCAGCUGGACCGCAGGAUCCUGUCCAGCAUCUUCCCGGAGCGCGUGCGCCUCUACGGCUUCACCGUCUCCAACAUUCCCGAGAAGAUCAUCCAGGCCUCCCUGAACCCCAAUGACCACAAGCUGGAUGAGGAACUGUGCCAGACGCUCACCCAGCGCUAUGUGAGCAUCAUGAACCGGCUGCAGAGCCUGGGCUACAACGGGCGGGUGCACCCGGCGCUGACGGAGCAGCUGGUGAAUGCCUACGGCAUCCUGCGCGAGCGGCCCGAGCUGGCCGUGUCCGAGGGCGGCUCCUACACCGUGGACUUCCUGCAGCGCGUGCUGGUGGAGACGGUGCACCCCAGCAUGCUCACGGACGCGCUGCUGCUGCUCUCCUGCCUCAGCCAGCUGGCGCACGACGACGGCAAGCCCAUGUUCAUCUGGUGACGGCCGCCUGCCCCGCCAGCCCAGGCUCGCUGGGUCCAGCUCCCCCACGCGUAGACAUUAAAGAUUCCCACGGAUGCUGGCCGCGGGGCCUGCCCGCACUCCUGGCCGUGCUGCUUCCUUGGUGGUUCCCAGUCCCUGGUCAGUCCUGCCAGCCCUGGGGCAGCUGCCUGGCCAAGGGGGGGUUCAGAAGGCCCCAAGGCUCCCCUGUUCUGGCCGUGGGAGCAGCGAGAUCCCUGGGACUCGGCAGGAAGAGCAGGAAGCAGGAAGGAGGCGAGCUGGUAGGGAAGGGCUGUGGCAGUGCCUGCACCCCUGGCCACAACUGUGGGCUGAGGCCUGGGUGCAAUGCAGAAGGCAGACUGGACGCAAGAGGAGGACGUGGCUGUGGGAGUUCCUCCUUCUGGAUCAGGCAGGGAUGAAAUGGGGGGGGGGUCUGGACCCUCUCGAGGGCAGGGGGACAUGAGAGGGAGGGAAGGAACCAGGAGAAAGCCUCCCACGGCCCUGGGCAUGGGUGGCCCAGGGGGAUGGGAGCCCUCCCCAAGGCACCCGGGGCGCAGGAAGCAGAGGCAGCUCCACCGGGUGCCGAGACCAGCCCCCACCUGCUGCAGGGGCAGAGGCAGGACGGGAAGGCAGAACAGAGGAGGGGAGCUCGGCCCCAGGGGUGGCUCAGGGGUUGAGUGUCCACCUAUGAACCAGGAGGUCUGGU